ACAUUUCGAAUUGAAUUAGAUUCCGAGUCUUGUCCGAAUCAAUCCCGGCUCGGAUUGCGAGUUGAACUCAGCUCAACAAGCUAUGCCACCAAAGCCCACAAUGUCGUCUACACUUCGCGCGCUCCACCGUGCCAACACUGAACCCUCCACGGACAUCAAUGAAUUCAAGGCUGUGCUGCGCAAAUCCAAGAAUGUUGUGGCUGUCUGUGGAGCUGGACUUUCGGCCGCCUCUGGGAUACCGACCUUUCGAGGAGCUGGUGGUAUGUGGCGAAAAUACGACGCAAUGUCCCUCGCUACCCCCGAAGCAUUCGAGGACAACUCCUCUCUGGUCUGGCAAUUCUACCAUUACAGACGCGAAGUUGCCACCAAAUCAGAGCCCAACGCAGCGCACCUGGCACUGUCUGUGUUCUCCAUACCAUCCAAACGUCAAAUUGUGGCCCCGGAUGCUAGUUUUGCGAUCAUCACCCAGAACGUGGAUGGGCUGAGUGUCAAAGCCAACGAUAAGGUACUGAAAGAACUGGGAUAUACCAAGGAUCCGCCGGACCUCGCACCUCUGUUGGAGAUGCACGGUCGAAUCUUCGACGUUAGAUGCACUUCUGAGCAGGCCUGUGGUCAUGUCGAAUACAACCCUGCUUCGCCCAUCUGCCCCGCUUUGUCGGGGACCGAAGACUCUGUCGUUGCGGGUGCCAUGGAUCCCAAUAUCCCGCAUCAAGAUUUGCCUCGGUGCAGCAGAUGUGGAGCUCUGGCACGACCAGGUGUCGUUUGGUUCGGGGAGAUUCCAUUUGAAAUGAAGCGAAACGACGAGCUCAUCGAUGCCGCCGAUUUAUGCAUAGUUGUGGGGACGAGCUCGACGGUUUAUCCAGCCGCAGGCUACGCAAGCGAAGUUCGGCACAAGGGAGGACGAGUUGCUGUAUUCAAUCUCGAACGAACUUCAGGGGAUGAAAUUGCUGAUUUCCUGUUUCUUGGUCCCUGCGAGCUGACACUGCCAGAGGCCUUGGGUCUAAGGCCAUCGGCGGAUGACUAGUAUGCUCAGUAUUUCACAGAGCCGACCACGUGGACAUCGGCCGGCCGUGUUUCUUCUUUUGUCCAGUUAGAAAGUAAUUCAAAUGUACCACCUGAAUAUUCAAGCGCGUAAAUAUCAGAUAUAUUGGACAUUCAAUCCAG
Messenger RNA from Mycena citricolor, 1164 nucleotides. The record is from the annotation of a GenBank genome assembly. Lineage: Eukaryota; Fungi; Basidiomycota; Agaricomycetes; Agaricales; Mycenaceae.